This is a messenger RNA of Drosophila novamexicana, 1346 nucleotides long. RefSeq names its product C-type lectin 37Da. Bases 49 to 633 code for a protein of 194 amino acids. The transcript is spliced from 2 exons. Gene Ontology annotation, molecular function: signaling receptor activity. Lineage: Eukaryota; Metazoa; Arthropoda; Insecta; Diptera; Drosophilidae. The record is from RefSeq and is a predicted model, not a curated record.
UGACGUCGAACGUUUACAGUUAAUUAGAGUCGCAGCUAUCGAGCCAAGAUGCAUCCACAACAAGAAGCACACCUAAUACUGUUGCGCCUGGUAAUCCUGAGCUGCUGUUGUGCUCCGGCACUCUCCUAUCUACCGGAUGUGAAUAUAUUCACAAACUACCGCACGGAGGUGUACAAUGGCAUUCCGUCGGACAUUGAUACGACACCGUUCAUACGGAUUGGCGACAACUAUUACUACAUUGAGCCAAUGAAUAAGGUGAACUGGUUCCAGGCAGCGGCUGCCUGCCGCAUGAUGAACGCUCACUUGGCCUCCAUUGAGGAUAAGCCGGAGCUGGAGGCGCUGGUCAAGUAUAUUAAGGCCAAGGGCUUCAAGAAUAACGAUUACUUUUGGAUAUCCGGCAACGAUCUGGGCACUGAGGGCGCCUUCUACUGGCUAUCAACUGGCCGCCCCAUGACCUUUGCACCCUGGAACGGACCCAAACAGAUGCCCGACAAUUACGGCGGCAACGAGAAUUGCGUCCACAUGUUCGGCACUCGGGAGCUGAUCAACGAUGCCAACUGCAAGAUAUUGAUGCUGUAUGUGUGCGAGGCCAGCGAUCCGAAGACCUUUAAGUUUACCUACAUCAAGUGGUAAACGGGACAAUACCUAUAAUUAUAUAUACAUACAUACAUAUAUUUUGCAUUGUUUUUUUUUGUUUUUUGUUUUUGCGUGCACGCAACACGGCAUUUAUUAGGUUGCCGCGGCAACGGCUUCCACUUCAUCAUAAUAUUAUGAUCGUUGUUCGACUUACGCAUAAAUUAGCUAAGUAUACAUUACACAUCAGUUGAUUUACUUGUAUGCAUAUAAUAAUUUGUUACGAAUUCACCUUAAAUAGCUAUGAAAUUUCGUCAUAUAUAUAUAUAUAUAUACAUGUAUAAAUAUAUAUGUAUAUAUAUUCGCAUUGGAUCGGCUAAUACUAUACAUAUAUCGCAUGACCACGUACAUCGCUGUAGCCGAUAGUUGUACAUCGAUAUAUGCAUGCAUUUUGCCAAAUACACAAAUCAAAUACAAUGCCAUAAUAUAUAUAUAUAUAUAUAUAUAUAAAAACCGUUACAUGUUACAACUUACUUGGCUAGGCAAACAGUGAUCGGAUAUUGGAAAAUUUACGACAUAACCUCAACACUAAUAUUAAUAUCCAACUAGUAUGCAUCCUGUGUGUGUGGGUGUGUGCUACUAACAUAUGUGUGUGUGUGUAUUUUAAUUGUUUGCAUCGUUUUCAAGUCUUACAGCUUAAACCUAACCUAACUUUUUUCGACUGUAUUACACACGCACGCACACCCCGUUUAUUCGUAAGUAUGUAUGUACAU